Bradysia coprophila is the source of this 5957-nucleotide messenger RNA. It is a transcript of the gene clos, whose product is annotated as closca. NCBI's taxonomy places the organism in Eukaryota, Metazoa, Arthropoda, Insecta, Diptera, Sciaridae. The record is from RefSeq and is a predicted model, not a curated record. Gene Ontology annotation, biological process: signal transduction.
GUGACAGAUUUUCAAACUCGUCUGGUUUUAGUAUGAGAAUCAAUUUCAUUCUGUCAGCAUGCCGGUGGUCAAUAAAUUAAUCGUUUUAAUUUUGAGUCUCAUUUUUAUUAAUCAAAAUUUACUUGCUGUAAAUACUGCACAAAGUGAAAGUGCCGAUAAUCAAUAUGAAUCGAUGAUACAUCGAAGUUUCCGUAAUUUGGAAAAAUCACAUGUGCAACACAAGAGAGUUAAAAGGGAAGAUGACAAUGCUCAAGUUAACUAUGUUUUGACCGGUUUCCUUGAGAAUGGUACGAUUCCGGUCAAUUUCCCGAAAGACAUUUGCUUGUUUGAACUGAAGGGAGUCCUAUAUGCGUCAGCUCUACACUUCUCCAAUCAUCCAGACAAUCUAGUCAAUCAGUCAAUACUGCUAACAAUCUUCAAAAGUGUAGAGAACGGAGGAUUCGCCGAGAUAUUUACCUACAAAACAGAAUCGGCUUUAGAUAUGGAUUGCAUGGCAAUGGAUGACACUGGCUUCGUUGUCAUCAGCAACAACAUCGAACACGAUAUUGAAAACUUGGAUGAAGGAUCACCGGUUUUUCGAAUUACAUCCGACACCGUUCAAAUCGUCCAGUACUUUUCAAAGCCAUUUCAGAAUAAGAUUUACUUGAGACGUUAUGGCAACAGCCUGUUCCUAAUGCAGUUGAUCGUCAGCCAACCGAAAACGCUGAACGUGUGUCCAAUAUUCAUUUGGAAUUCAAAUCAUUUUGAUUUGAUCGAUGAACUGCCCUGUACCAAUUCAAUGAACAUGGAACAAUUCGAUAUUGAUACGGAUGUGUACGUUGCCCUGGCUAACUAUAAAGAUGAGUUGGGACAAACUGCAACAUUUUCCUACAUCUACAAGUACAACAUGGAACACAAGAAAUUCGUGUUGCAUCAACAAGUCCGAACCAAUGCGGCUAUGGACGUGACGUACUUCAAUAUCAACGACGAACAUUUUCUGGUUUUCGCUAAUUCGUACGAGAUGCUCGACAACGGCAAAAAGAACUUUGAAACGCAGUCGGUCAUCUACAAACACUCUGACGACUAUUUCACUCCGUUCCAAACGAUGUUGCUGUACGGUGUCGAACAAUUCGUUCCGGUGAUGGGAUCGGAACAUGAAUUCACAUUACUAGUUUCGUGCAAAGAUCAGGCACCGAAAUCGUGGCAAUACAACGGCUGGUCAUUUAUCGAGUCGGAUGUUCAGUUUACCGGUGGGGCAUUGGGUCAGGGAGUGUCGAAUUUGCGCACCUAUUCGUUUAAUGGUUCAAUUGCACUUGUGGUGGCCAAUACAUUGAUGGCGAAAGAAGCGAGCAACAUUUUCUUCCCUCAGUUUGUUCCUAAAGAAGCGUCUCACGUCGUUCAACAAACCAUUGAAAAGUGGUGUGCGGCUAACAAACUCGAUGCGACUUCAAUCGACGAUGCCAAAAAAUUGGCAAUUGAAUUGCAGAAAUUCCCGAUGAGAAGCAUUCCCGAUGUACCCAACGUUAAUGAGAUCAAUUUUCUGGAAGAGGUUACGAUUGAUACGAUCACCACAAAACAGUUUCGGGUGAAAGACAUGGUUCUUGAUCAGCAAUUUGCUGAUAAAAUCAACGAAAUGUUGGAUGCAAUCGAAAAUCUGAACAAACGUCUCGACGACAUGGAAAAAUCGUCCACGCAACGCAACACAAUGGCUGAUGAAUCCAAGCAAGAAUCAAUGUUCCAAUACGCUCAGAACACUUUGCAUUCGGAUGCGCAGGUAGUUGGUAAAGGAAAUGAAAUUGAGUCGGAAAAGGAAUCGAGUGUGCUGGACGUUGAAGAACUCACUAUCGGAAACAUGAUCAUAAUGGAUUCCAUCAACGGGCAUCCGUUUGCUGAUAUGGUACUGGUGCACCGAGAUUUAAAUGUCUCCGAAAUAGUGGUCAAUGAAUUGAUUCUGACAAAUCCGCGCAACUACAUGGACAUCAUCGGUAAAGGGAAUCAAGAAGUCAUGGUCAAAUCAGCUAGCGAAAGUUUUGCUACUCCAACGACCGGUAUUGUCGAAAAUAUGAAAGUGAAUUCGUUGUUAGUCGACGGUCUCAUCAACCGCUUAGAUCUGGCACUGUUGAACGAAUAUGCGUUAAAGAUCCGAGGCGAUCAGGUCAUUGAUAGUGAAAUCAACUUUGAGAGUCUGAAAGCGACAUCGCUGCAAGCAGCAUCUACGGUUUCGAAGAGACAAAUCGACGAGAUCGUUCGAACGGUAGAGGGUCCGUUUAUCGUUGAUCAAGCUAUCCAAUUCAUUAAACCAGUCUUUAUCAACGAAUUGAUUGUCAAACAACGCAUAAACAACAUUAAUGUGCUAAACGGAGCCUUCAACAUUUUGCUGAAACGUUCGGAUCACGAUCAAGUCAUCCAAGCGCUGAAAAUAUUCGAUGAAGUGAAAUUGUUGAAUCCGAUCGUUCUCCAGGGGAAAAUUACGAAAUCCAAUCUGAACAAAAUCAAUCCCAUCGUCUCAAUCGCCAAUGAUAUUGUACUUGAAGGAGACUACGAAAUAAGAGGAAACACGACCAUCAUUCGGGUGAUUCGUGGUGAGAAUUUCUACGGAAACGGCGGAGUGUACAAUGCUAACGAUUUGUUGCUGGAUGGUCUGCGCUUGGACACCCCGGUUAUUGAACAGAUCUUUGAAUUUGUGCAACCGAUAAAGGUCACAAAUCUCUUAUCAAAGUCGGUUAAUAAUGUGGAUGUAACGAAAUUGGUGAGGACUGGCGAAGAAAUCCAACACGUCUACGGCGAGAAGAAUUUUCUGGGAGAUCUGCACGUAAUGAAUGGUUUCUGCGAGGCAUUCACCAUAAACGACAUUAAUUUGUCGGUGCUCAACGAUACAGUGCUGAAACGGACUGGUGCACAGACAAUCGACGGCAAGAUUACCUUCAAUUCGAUUCGGGUCCAACGAGCGUCUGCACAAUCCGUUAAUUUGUUCGGCCACAAAUUCUCCGAUUUCCUCACGAAGACAGAUCAAAUCAUUCCCGGCAAUGUCACCAUCAAAGGCAAUCUGAUCGUAAACAACAUUCAAAUUGAAAACAUUCGAACGAACAAACGAAUUUGCAAUUACGAUGUGGGCGCCUUGAUUGCGGAUACAAUUACCACAACGACAGGCGCGUCAGUCCAGAUCACUGGCGAUAAAUUCUUCAGGGAUCAUUUAACAUUGGAAAAUGUUCAAAUCAGAGGAAACGUUUUCCAGCUGGGUACAAUGGAUUCACUGCUUGGUCAUCUGAACACUUUGAGUGAGGAUGUCAAAUUGAAUGGGCCGAUAACUCUGACCAAUAAUUUGAGAGUUGGCAAACUGACGUUCGCACAGAACAUCAAUGGAAUGUCGAGUACCGAUUUCGGAUAUCAGUGGCUGUUAAGCGAAACGAAUCAGGAUUUCACCGCUCCGCAAACGAUUUCCGUAAUUAGAACCGACGAGAACGUCAUCCUGAAUGGAACCCUCAACAAUGUGGAUGUGGUCAAUCACUUUGGCCUUACCCAAUUCAAGGAUGAGCUGAUCAACUUCAAAAACGCUAGUUUCGUCCGUGCAGUAUUUCAACAGCCAAUCACUCUGAAUGGGCUAGUCUCCGGCAUCAAGUUUCCGGAUGAUAUUGUCUUGAGAGACAGUGACGUUCUUCAGUCUAUCUCUGGUGCAGCCGUUAACGAUAUCAAUGUGGCGGGCAAGAUUACCGUUGAGGGAAGGAUUAACGAUAUUGAUUUCAACAUUGCAUGUGAUCUACUGUCACCAAAUCCUAGUCCGUAUACACUGGUGCUCGAGCGUGAUGCGAUCUUUGCACAUGCCCCACAAAUUGAAUAUUUGAACGAACUGAACGUAAAUCAAUUGUACAAUGAAGUGUGGUUGUCGAAUCGGAAUGCCGAAUUGACUGGCAUACCAAGAUUUUCGCACGUUCAAUUUUCAAGACCUAUUGAGAUCAAGGGUUUGCUGAAUGGAUUCGACGUCGGUUACAUCGGUUCGCACUACGUUAGCCUAACAAAACCACAGGAAAUUGUGGCCGAAGUUGAAAUCAAUGGAAAUGUUCUGUUUCAAGGUGACAUCAGGAGUGGAAGCCUUCACUUGAACGGUGUCAUCAAGGACUUUAACAGCGGCACAACAAUCAAGAUCGAAGAAUUUGAUCAAAAUGUACUCAAAAAGGACAUCGACCAAGUGAUCACGGGUGAAUGGUAUAUUACCGAAUUGAAUGUUGCUGGCGAUUUCAAUUCCUUGGUUAACGGCCUCAACGUGGUCGCCGAUGUUGCACGGUUCAGUAAUCCAAUCAACAACGUUACAUCGUUCAAGACGUUCGAGAGCGUAGCUGUUACGAAUUUAAACUGUCUGUAUGGAUGUACCUUAAUGGAUGUCGAUGUUGGUGACUGGUUGAGCAAAGUUGUUUUUGCGACCGGUAAUUACACCAUUCAAGGUACAACCGUUAUGGAUGCUCCAUUGUUUUACAACAAUCUCAACGUCCUCGGUGUGGUAAAUAAUGUAACAUUCACUCCGGACAAUAUUCUGCUGAAGAGUACCCAACAAAACAUCAACGGAAACGUGUACAUCUCCAACAAAUCCGUCAACGACAAUCGCAUUUUACCCCUUUCGUUUGCGAACGUUCAGCUAGACUCAAUCAAUGGCAAAUCGUUGAAAGAUUUGUACUUGAACGUGGUCUACAAGGAUGAUCCAUUGUCCUCGAUCAAUACACGAAUGGAAUUCAAUGAAUUGGUGACCGUUGAUUACGUGCAAUUGUACGCCGAUUUGAAUGGAGUCAGUCUGAAUGAAUUGAUUGACAAAUUUCAGUUGUACCGAGAGGUAACUAAUUACGGUGAACAUGUUCAGCAGUUGAACAUUAUUGGCAAUGGCAUCGUUGACGAGCUAAAGGCUAAGAGAAAUUACAUGGCCACGUACCGUCUUCAGCAAGUCAUAUUUGGGAACAUCAAAAAAAUCCUCAGUGUUGAGGUCACAACGCCUACAGAAACGUUCGACGUUUUCGUGGUGCUCAAUGUCACGGACAUCAACGGCUUUUUGAACUUCUACAUAUUCGAUCGGGAAACAUCAGUCCUAGCACUAGCCAAUUCACUGUUUGGCUUUCAGCCCAAAGACAUGCACAUCCUGGACAUUUUUUCGAUCCGAGUCAGCGAUAGAGACUUCCUCGUCGUACAGACACAGAACCAUUUUUCGGGAGCGUUUGGUCACUCGUUUUUCACGCACUUCAAAGGACAAUUUCGCAACGUGUACGAGCUACAUGAUAAUGUUUCGCGCGAAAUUGUUGGCUUAAAUAUGGUAACGGACGAUUGCUUUGUAACGUAUUCGAGACAUGCGACCAAUGUUGCCAUUGCCUGUGCAUUCUUCAAUCAGCCUGGAAUUUUAGGAUUUCAGCAAGUCGAUGAAUUGUAUUCAUCAAGUGGGGUUGUGCAGGUCCGUUCCAUCACUUCAAGUAACCGAGUCGAGGUUAUCGUUUUGGAUUUGGAGGGGAAAAUCAGCGUCUGGUCGUUGGAUCAACAGCACAAAUUCAUUCGGUCACAGAUAAUCAAAGCACUUCACACUACCACCCAGAUUUCAGCCAUUCAUCACAAAGGUUUCCACUACAUUGCCGCAUGCUCGGAAACACCAACGCGCUCCACUCAUUUGGGAUCGAUUGAAAUUUACACAUCGCCGGCCAACGCCUAUGCCAAUAUGCAGAGCAUCGUAAUCGAGUCUCCUACCAGAAUCGAGCUGUCUGUCGUUGCGUCUACAGGCGACUUGGUUCUUUACGCGCUCACAGAUACCAUUGCAAAGCCAUUGGUCGUUUAUCGGUUCACCGGCAUCAACAAAUUUGAAGAGUUCACAGCUGGUGUGACUAUACCACGAGCACAACGCUUGAAUGUUCUUAAGGCAAGAGUGUUGGGAAAAGAACUAAUUUCGUUAAUUAGUGAAGGGGUGGGUGGAAUGAUAAUUGAAGCAAAAGUGAAGUAGAAUCGUACGUCGG